Molecule: messenger RNA, 1035 nt
Organism: Anopheles darlingi
Lineage: Eukaryota; Metazoa; Arthropoda; Insecta; Diptera; Culicidae
Gene: elm
Product: calcineurin B homologous protein 1
Exons: 2
Coding region: 245-814 (189 amino acids)
Molecular function (GO): calcium ion binding
Source: RefSeq, a predicted model, not a curated record
GAAAAAUUCUACAAUCUUGGAACAAUUUCUUGCGAUUUCAUAGCAAAUUAGCAGCAUUUGCAACUAUAUUGUGGCCUUAGUAGUCGGUCCCAGGGUCUACUAGUACUAUCUACUAUCUAGUGCUACUAGUACCUCGACUAGUGCAUUCGAUCUCCCGCUGCCGUUCAGUGCAGUUCGAUCUGGGAUUCCACUCCGCUUAAAACAAGAAUCCAGCCUCGUUUCCAUCCAUAAAGUGUUGAACAAGAUGGGCAAUAAAUCGUCGCUGUUGCUACGGGAGGAGGAGAUCGCCCAGAUUCACGAGGAAACUGGAUUUACACCGAAUCAAAUCGAGCGUCUCUAUUCCCGCUUCACGUCGCUCGAUCGGAACGAUUGUGGGACGCUGUCCCGUGAGGACUUCCUGCGCAUCCCGGAGCUCGCGAUCAAUCCGCUGUGCGAGCGAAUAGUGCACUCCUUCUUUGCCGACAGCAGCGACGAUCGCGUCAACUUCCGGCAGUUCACGCGCGUCCUGGCCCACUUCCGGCCCAUCAAACCGAACAAGGAAAACAAGCUGAACAGCCGUGAGGCCAAGCUGCGAUUCGCGUUCCGCAUGUACGAUCUCGAUGACGAUGAGACGAUUUCGCGCGAGGAGCUGCUCAACAUUCUGCAGAUGAUGGUCGGUGCUAACAUAAGCCAGGACCAGCUGAACAGCAUCGCCGAGCGAACGAUCGUUGAGGCGGACACGGUUGGUGUGGGCAAGAUUUCGUUUGACGAUUUUUGCCGUGCGCUCGAGCGCACCGAGGUGGAGCAGAAGAUGUCGAUUCGUUUCCUGAAUUAAGGAUCAAGUUCUGCUUUUUUCGAGAGAAAAAUCCGGAACUGCUGCUACAUACCGAAAAUUCCGAGGGCACGCAUUUCCAGACGCCGCACAAUUAUUCCUCUUUAUCGUUAUUGGUUUCUUAAGCACUCUGGUGCCGCGGUUACGUGCGCGAACAAGUCGUUGGUGUAAAUAGGCUAGAAAAACAAAACCAAUAAACCAAAAGUUUGUGCAAAACCGUUGUA